UAGUCUAAAGGGGAGGGGUUGUUUGCAUGCGUGUGUUUGUGUGCGUGUAUGUGUGUAUGUGUCCUCCCCGGCCGCAUGAGAUGAGCUGCCUGCAGUCUUUGCUCCACUGUUUUCGCCUCCUGCUCCUCCUCCUCUUCUUCUUGCCUCUGUCUAUCUGUCCAGUCCGGGAAUGUUGACCACCGUGGCCUGAUCCAACGCUGCCGAGUGUCCCUUCAUCUUCAGACUGACUGCCACUCUCCGUGUUUGUCUCCGAGGGUCGUAGCCUUGCCUCCACUGAUCGGGCUGUAAGGUUCUGAUCUGUCCAUCUUGUAUCGAAACUGAUCCAACCAAGCAAAUUGUACGAAAGAGCUGAGAAACACAAAACAUGGCUGUGGCCGGAUGUCCGGAUUAUUUCCUGCAUCAUCCAAAUUAUCAGCAGGAAAAUAUUGACCGGUCCUCCAAUCACAGACAAGCUGACCUCAUUGGUCCGAGCUUCCAGCAAUCAGCUAAUCGGAGUUCUCCGAACCAUCAAGAGGAUGACGUCGAUUUAGAGGCCCUGGUGAAUGAUAUGAACUCUUCGCUGGAGAGCCUGUACUCCACCUGCAGUGGUCAGCAGAAUGAGUCCACCCCACUACUGCACAAUGGACAGACUUCUUCCUCACACCAUCACCAUCACCAUCAUCACACGCAACACAACCAGCCUCGGCAGGGUCAGCACUCACAUGUGCUAAGCCACAUCUUCCCAGAGCCGUCCUCCUCCUCCUCGUCCGCGGACUCACCCCAAACCAGCCUCCGCCGGUCACAACCUAUGCACAUCCUCGCUGUCAGGAGGUUGCAGGAGGAGGAGCAGCAGCUGAGGACAUCAUCUCUCCCGGCCAUCCCCAACCCCUUCCCAGAACUCUGCAGUCCAGCAAGCUCCCCUGUCCUCAGUCCUGGGUCCCUUCCUCCUGGAGAACCCUCCACUGGCAAUUAUAUUGUGAAGAUCUUCAGUGAAGACGGCAUGGGUAAAGUGGUGGAGAUCCCAGCCGACAUGACAGCCAGAGACCUGUGCCAGCUCCUGGUUUAUAAAAGCCAUUGCGUGGACGACAACAGUUGGGCACUUGUUGAACACCACCCGCUGCUAGGGCUAGAGCGCUGUCUAGAAGACCACGAGCUGGUGGUUCAGGUCCAGGCCUCUAUGAACAGCGACAGUAGAUUCCUCUUCAGGAAGAACUAUGCCAAAUAUGAAUUCUUCAGAAACCCCCUGACAUUUUUCCCGGAGCACAUGGUUGCAUGGUGCCAGGAAACCAGCCGUACAAUUCCACCAUCUCAACUCCUUCAGAACUUCCUAGCGACCAGUAGCUGUCCAGAGAUCCAGGGUUACUUGUAUGUGAAGGAGGUGGGUAGGAAGUCAUGGAAGAAAGUUUACAUGUUCCUGCGGCGCUCAGGACUCUACUGCUCUACAAAAGGAACCUCAAAGGAGCCCAGACAUUUACAGUUACUAGCAGACCUUGAAGACAGCAACAUCUUCACUGUCAUCACAGGCAAAAAGCAGCACGGUGCACCAACAGACUACGGGUUCUGCAUCAAGCCCAAUAAAGGUCGAGGAGAGUUGAAGGAGCUGAGGAUGCUGUGUGCUGAGGAUGAACAGGGCAGGACCUGUUGGAUGACUGCCUUCCGACUCUUUAAGUAUGGGAUUGUGUUGUACCAGAAUUAUAAAAUUCCUCAACAAAGAAAAACCUUACUUUCACACUUCUCAGCACCUGUGCGGAGUGUAUCAGAGAACUCCCUUGUGGCAAUGGAUUUCUCAGGGAGGAUAGGCAGGGUGAUUGACAACCCUGUAGAAGCUCAGAGCGCUGCCAUGGAGGAGGGACAUGCGUGGAGGAAGAGGAGUACACGAAUGAACAUAUUAGGCUCCCACAGUCCACUUCACCACUCCUCACUAAGCUCAGUCAUCCACAUAGCUCAGUUGUGGUUCCAUGGCAGGAUAACCAGAGAAGAAUCCCAUCGCAUUAUCCACCAGCAGGGGCAAGUAGAUGGGUUGUUUCUGCUGAGAGUCAGUCAGAGUAACCCCAAGACGUUUGUGCUCACAUUGUGCCAUCACCAGAAAAUCAAACAUUUCCAGAUACUACCGUGUGAAGAGGACGGCCAAAUCUUCUUCAGCCUUGACGACGGCGCCACCAAAUUCACCGACCUGAUUCAGCUGGUGGAGUUCUACCAGCUCAACAGAGGAGUGCUGCCUUGUAAACUCAAACACCCGUGCACCGUCGUGGCCUUAUGAUAUCUUUGGAUCAUCUGACCCCAUAACCCCUAUCACUUGACCUGACUGCCUAAAACAAACAAAACAUCAAGAACCUUUCUGUUGCUUGGUUGUUUUUGUUUUAAUCCUUUUAAGAAGCUGGUGAAUUGACUGACGUUUCAUUGUUGUCAUUUUAUAUUGUCGUGAGUCCGCCGGAGACUGCUGACUUGUUGGAUUCCCUUUGGUUUGCAUGGAUGUUUGAGGAAUCAAAUGUGCAACUUGCUCAUGAGGUUCCUGAGUCAAGAAGAAAGAAGAUAAAGGAAAUGAACACUGCCGUUUGUGUCAAUGCCGUUGCAAAAUCUUCCACAAUCUUGCUACCCAUAGUCAUCAAUAAGCUUGGACACAGUGACCCUCAAGGUUUUAUCACACAGCUCAAGUGUAGACUGUAUUUCCCUUCAACUGGACAAUCAGCAGGACAAUUCAAGCUUGCGUGUUGGACCACUCUGCUCUCUGAGAACAAACAGUAGUCUCAUUCACACUUCAUCACAUGUCCUCAAAGAAUAUACUGUAGAUUGAGAGUUGAUUGUCUCUUAGUUUUGCACUCAUCAAACUGGGAGUGGCCUUUGACGGUGCAUGACUUCUCCGCUGUUGCAUUGUUUAACUGUGAGAUGGUGCCACCGCCCUCUAGUGUCAUAGGCAUGCAAAGUCAAGACAUGUCAAAAUUCAACAUGGAUGAGAUUUGGAGGCACCAGAAAGAGUGUUGCUUUUGAAUCCUUUUUGAGGUUUGGAAACAUCAGAAGUUUGUCAAGUCAAACUAGCCUGGAGAAAGUGGCUAAGGAAAAAUCUGGACCUGUUGAAACAAAGUAUUUUAUUUAAUAGUGGACAUUACAAAAUCUGCAUUGUCCACCCUCACAGAAAUGUAUUUGCUCAUCUCUGACCACACAGGUUUUCUUUUCUUAAUGGUACAUUCAUUGCAGUUAUGUAUUGUUAUCAAUAUUGUCUUUAAUAAUUUUUUUUAAAGUCCACCUUUUGCAUUCUGGAUAGUUGCAACUCUUCAUUACUCACAUAAGCUACAAUAAGGUCAUUCUGUACCGAAGUACUUCUGUACUGCACGCUCCAGUUCCCUAAAGUAUUUCCCAUGCAAAUUCCACAAAAAUGAAUAAGCAUUAAUCAAACCAUGAUGUCAUUCAGGGUGAAAUAACAAGUAAUAAAGCUAGACGAAUUUUGUAACCAGGAAGGUUAUGGUGAUUGUAAUGUUGAAAAGUGUAACCAGGUAACUAUUUGGGGGAAAUUAGCAAGUGCAAUAGUUCACUGCAGGUGAAGGCAUGAUGAUACCUGUUGCAGAAGAUAAAGUGGGUCAAUGGAGAGUAUCAAUAUUUUGUUUGAUUCCUCCUCACCACAGCACAGGGAAGGAUAACCACUAGCAUUUCCUUCAGGUCUUUUUCAAGUGACAACAAAUCAAAGGAAACAAAAAUGAUCAAUCGUUGUCAAACAAAACUAAGCCCAGAGAUACAGUGGAUCCUGUGGGAAACAUCUGUCCUGGUUCUGGGCCCUCUUUUCACAUAUGUUUCACAUAUUGUACUCUGUGCAUUACAUUCCAUAUAAUGCGGCCUUCUUCUACCUGGAAGUACUUGUGAACCAACAGUAUCACAUACACACCUACUGCCUACUGCACGCCGCCUCUUUAUGAAUUCAGGCAGACUGUCAAGAAGUUAAUCGCUGUUGCUACUGUGUGGGGAAAUUGUGUGAAGAGAGAAGAAUAUUGUAAACAAAUGACAGCUGCCUCUCCUUCUCUGUCUCUUGCUCUUCUCGACCUGUCUCACCUGGUCUCUUCACACUUUAUUUAGCCUUCUGUUGGAUAAAGUGAAAAUACACUCUCAGGGGUGUUGCAGCAAUGUAAAACUUGACAUUUUAGGACUCAGACUUCUGACUGCAAAAGUUCUACAGAACCCAUUUUGAUUAUUUUAACCCAUGUCCCUUCAUUUUAGUUUACUGAAUUGUCUCUGGUACAUGAUGUGGUUUUGACGAUAAUAAGAGCAUCAGACUUAAAACAGAGGUCAUAAAACUCUUACUGAGUUAGUCUGAGGGCACUGGCUACACCUACCUUUUGUCCCAGGCAGGGCACUUUCAGCAAAAAUCAAUUAUUUUCCUAAUGCCAGCCAAGGUCAGUCAAAAAAAGGUAUUUAAAUGGAUUUCCCUUUGUGUUUUGGCCAAGUCCAAGAUGGAGCUCCUGUAAUUAACUAUAUAGUGAAAGGAAGAUUUCAGCACGGUGUCACUAGAUAACCUGGAUCAAAUAGGUAGGGAUGCAUUAUUAGCACCCAUUGAUCAUGUCUGGCAGAAUGGAACUAAAUGGAUAACACAUGAAGGGCAAAACCCAGCCAUCUCAAAUUCUGGGAAGACUUACAGUAGUCAAAUGCCCAAAGUUAGUUGAAGUAUCUUAUGAUAUUUUUACUCAGUGUGUCACUCCCAGUAAAUUCGGUUCAUAAUCACCCCCUUUGAAAUGUCUCACCACAAACAGUUGUUUUAUCAUUUCUUGUUAUUCCAUGACUAUGCCUGACUUACUGAUUUCUAAAAACUCACACUAAAGUUUUAUUUAGUCCAAGCUUUGGUUGUAGCUCUGGUUAGGUCACCAGCCAGCAGACGAUUAGAUAUCUAUUUGUACUUACCUGUAAUGCAACAUCAACAGCCAUGAUUUAUUUACCUGCAGGUUGUCUUAAAGUAUAUUGAACAUCUGAGAUGCAGAAUAGCUGCACCAUAUUGACUCUCUGUGCAUGGUCACCAUUAUUUAUCUAAGAUGCAAUGUCGCAAUCAUUUUUUAAAGUAUUGUUGCAGCAAAAUGUAUUUAUUUAUCUGGAUGUGACUGAUUACUUGAACAUUUUAGAUUUCUUUUUCUCAGCGCUGUUCUGUACGGUUUUCUUUUGUCAUUACCAUGAAAUGAUUGACCAGUGUGACUUAUUAUUCUAAUUAUUAUUGUGGUAAUGACAUAGCAUCUAUUGAUGUUUUGUUUUCUUUUUUUAGUUUCAUUCAAAAGCAAUUUUGUCAUCAUCAACACUUGUUAUGAAGUGAUGUUUUAAAGCACACUGGCAUCCAUAGUGUUAACAUUGUCAUUCCAAUAGAUGACAGGUGAAAUGACAUUUAAAAAAAAAAAUACCCGAGUUUCCCAAAGCAUUAGUCACACUUUUAAUUAGUGUUCUCAUUUCUCCCAGAUCUAUGAAAAUAUCUUCUUUAAAGAAUUCCAACCCUUUUAUGUUAAAAAGCCUCAAAUUUUCUCAUCAUCACUGAUUUGUAGUGACCUAAACAAAAAAAAAAUUGAUAUGAAUUAAAGUAAUAAAGCCACAAAUGUUUUGGGAAAAAGGGACAAGUAAAACUCAACAUUCUCAUAAUUCACUGUUUAAACACCUUGCCUUGAAGAAGGAAUUGUAGAAAUUUAGUGUAAAAAAAAAGCCCUUUACAUUCAAGUUAAACCUUUUCAAUGAACAUCUUUAAAGGUCCAGUGCGUAGGAUUUAGUGGUAUCUAGCAGUGAAAUUGCAGUUUGCAACCAUUUGAAUACCGCUUGCAUCACCCUCCCCUUCCAAGCAUGUAGGAGAAACUACGGUGGCCGCGAAACUCGCAAAGAACACAAACGGCCCUAUAGAGCCAGUGUUUGGUUUGUCUGUUCUGGGCUACUGUAGAAACAUGGCGGUGCAACAUAACGACCUCCGUGCAAGGGGACCCACUCCCUCUGUAGAUAAUGAAAACACCACGAUUCUUAUUUUCAGAUGAUUAAACUCUAAUGAAAACAUACUUAUAAAUAUUAUAUUCCAUUUCUGCCAGUAGCUCCUCCUAAAUGUUACAUACUGGACCUUUACAUACUUAGAUUAGAUAAAAUUAAAGAAAUGCAUAACCACACAUACACACACAUAGAGACACAGUAAGGCAUCAUGACAAUUUCCUCUGUAAUAAUUUACACCCUUAAAACUGCAUGCAAACAAACUGCAAUGAACAGGGAUGGGAUACUUACAUGUAAUUGAAACCCUCCCAGAGCAACAUUGUUUGAUGGGUCACAGCAUUGACCUCCUUUCAGCAGAAUGAAGAAACUAAAUUUAGUAGGUAGGUUUUAUCAUUUGCAUGAAUGUGCAUUUUGAGUAAUGUGUAGGGAUUCUGUCGCUGGUAUUUGAUUAGUGGGCAUUUGGAGAAAUCUGGAUUAUAACAAUGCAUAAUUCUUUUGUAGUGGCUGAAAGUCAUCUUAAGAUAUUGAGAUGUCACUGAAAUGUUGAUGCUAGCUGUUUCUUAAUUCUAAUCUAAGUCCCCUGAGAUUCAGUCUACCCACUCUGGAGUUAUCCUCAAACUCCCAUUAUUACUUCUUUUUCUGGCUGACGUAAAUGGUAGCAGAUGUCAACAUGUGAGGAACAGAUAGCCUUUAAGGUGGAGUUAGUAUUCGCCCAUAAACUGUGAUAUUCGCAGGUUCUUACUUUAUAUGCAAAAGGCAGAAAGAUAAAUUAGUGAACACAUGAAAAAGAAAUCAGGGGAUUUGCAUAUCCAAGUUUUUAAACUUAACAGAAAUGAAUGUAACUGGGUUGCUCAGGGUUGACUGGGAGCAUGUUAAAAACUACUGGUCCAUCAGAUCUCUAGGACGUUUAUGUUCAAGAUGAUGAUGGAUUCAAAAAUAUUUGAGUUUCAUUAUGCUUGGAGUUGUUACGACACACUUUUCUCCAAUAUGUGCACCACCAAGCAAAAUUUAGUAGAUCCAGUACCAUUUAAAGAGUACAGUUAACAGCGUUGUUAAUGUUAUUGUUUAAGCUGUUUAUAAAAAAGCCUAAAAUACUUGCCUGGCUACCUGAACUGAUUUAAAACCCCAUCUCUGACAAUGUUACCUAUUCAACCUAUUCACAUUUGGCAACAACAGGUGACCAAUUCAUAAAACAUCCUCAAUGUUCAUGCCAUCAUUUCUAGUAAAUUAGAAGAAAUUAUCUAAUGUGAUUCAUUUCAUCAUAUGAUGCUGUGUCUUACAAAGAUAAUCAAAUAGACACUCAAACGUGUAAAUAAAAUAACUGACAGUGGAGCACAGUGUCAGUUUUGGUAGCCAGGUAACAACAGAUGGUGCCUCUGAUGACUCACUCUUUCUCUGCACAAACCAGACUUAACUUGUGGACCAAAUGACAGACAAAACUACCGUUCGGAGGGGACUGUUCACACUCAAAAAUCUUGCAAGUACUUGAUAAGUACAAUUCAAAAACCGAAAACAGCACUCCAAAUGAGUCUGGUGAAAGGUGAUUGAGAAUGAAUGCUUGUAUUUUCAGUUGAAGUUACAGUUCGCUUCUAGAGUUGAAAGUGAUUUGCCCCCUAUUCUGCAAAGAUGGAUUGAUCGAUUAUCAUCUUGACUCUUGUGCAUUUUCAUAACAUUGUCACAGUGCAAGAUACCAUGGCUGUACAAAUGAGUAAAGUAAAAUAUAUCUAUAUGAAAAUAUAAACUAUUAUGUAUUUCAGGGAAUGCAAAAAAGAAAACAGUAACUUAUCUCUUUUUUGUUAGAGAGAGCUUCUGUAUUCAAAAUGUGCUUUGCUUCAAUCUGUAAAUAGUUGAAUGGCUUAUAAAUCUUAAUUGUAACCUUUUCAGGUAUUUUUGUACAAAUAAGGGACUGAUAUAUUCUGUUUAUUGUAAUUAGAAUAAAACAUUAAUACAUUGAUAUAAAAA
This is a messenger RNA of Siniperca chuatsi (mandarin fish), 7869 nucleotides long. RefSeq names its product growth factor receptor-bound protein 10b (gene grb10b). Gene Ontology annotation, molecular function: insulin receptor binding. Lineage: Eukaryota; Metazoa; Chordata; Actinopteri; Centrarchiformes; Sinipercidae. The coding region runs from base 365 to 2239 and encodes 624 amino acids. The transcript has 17 exons. The record is from RefSeq and is a predicted model, not a curated record. Gene Ontology annotation, biological process: negative regulation of Wnt signaling pathway; insulin receptor signaling pathway; negative regulation of insulin receptor signaling pathway.